Molecule: messenger RNA, 1023 nt
Organism: Phytophthora sojae
Lineage: Eukaryota; Oomycota; Peronosporomycetes; Peronosporales; Peronosporaceae
Exons: 2
Coding region: 1-1023 (340 amino acids)
Biological process (GO): thiamine pyrophosphate transmembrane transport
Cellular component (GO): mitochondrial inner membrane
Molecular function (GO): thiamine transmembrane transporter activity
Source: RefSeq, a predicted model, not a curated record
AUGACGAGUGCAGACGGCAAGACCGACGGCAAGCGCGGCGCGUCCACCACAGAGGCGGCCUUCGCCGGCGCCGUGUCUGGAGGCGCCACGCGGUUGCUGGCCGCGCCGCUGGACCUCAUCAAGAUCCGCUUCCAGGUGCAGCCCGCGCCCAUCGCCAACGGCCACGCCGAAGCCAAGUACGCCGGACUGCUGCAGGCGGUGCGCAGCAUCUACGCCGAGGAAGGUCUGCGCAGCUUCUGGCGGGGCAACCUGGCCGCCUCCGGGCUCUGGAUCGGCUACUCGGCGCUGCAGUUCGGCAGCUACCGCGUGCUGACCCGAUGCUGGGAGCGAGACGGAGAUAGCGCAGCCGUCCCGUCGGCGGUCAUCAGCGCCACCAAUGGCGCGGUGGCGGGCGUCACCGCGACAUUCAUCACGUACCCGCUGGACCUGUUCCGGACGGCGUUUGCCGGCCAGGGAAUGCCCAAGCGCUUCCCGACCAUGCACAGCUUGGCGAUGCACAUGUGGACCACUCAGGGCGUGCGAGGCUUCUAUAGUGGACUGGGCGCUACGAUCUUCCAGAUCGCACCGUACAUGGGUUUGAGCUUUGGUAUUUACUCAAGCUUGAACGAAGUGGCGGUGAAGUACCGCAACGAGCAAGAAGAGGGCGACCCAGACGCGUGGAUGUCGCUGUCGAAGGCCCUUUCGUACGUCGGGAGCGGUGCUGUUGCUGGACUGGUGUCGAAGCUGGCGGUGUAUCCUUUCGAUACAGUCAAGAAACGCAUGCAGAUGCGCCACGUGCCUCGCUGUCAAACGUAUGGUGUCAUCCCGGUUUACUCCUCCAGCUGGGCGUGCUUCCUUGACGUACUGCGGCAGGAGGGUAUCCGCGGACUAUACAAGGGCACUGUGCCAAGUCUGCUGAAGUCCGUGGUUGCUGCCAGCUCCACGUUCGCGACCUACGAGCUCACGCUAGAGGUGCUGCGGCAUUUGUCGAUGCACGAUGACCGAGAGGAGUGGGCUGAGAUGAAGACGCUCGACAGAGAGUGA